Molecule: messenger RNA, 2045 nt
Organism: Ricinus communis (castor bean)
Lineage: Eukaryota; Viridiplantae; Streptophyta; Magnoliopsida; Malpighiales; Euphorbiaceae
Exons: 6
Coding region: 970-1383 (137 amino acids)
Cellular component (GO): chloroplast
Source: RefSeq, a predicted model, not a curated record
UGGUAUUUCAUUUAUAUCCAAAUUUAUGUGUGUGUAUACUAAAACACGUUAUUUGAUUUAAAUCCAAUCUAUAUAACCAGCGAAAUCAAAUAUCUUAACUCUAAUUACUUAUCCUUAUAAAAAAGAUUAUCAUUAUUGGCAGCACUCAUAAUUCAAGUUAGGGUUUGGGAAAAACCGGUAAAGCAGCCUCGGGCUCAUGUCGAUCGGAACGGUGUUUAAGGUCAAUCUAUCCACACGGAGUUGGAAAGGGUGCGUCGUACCUUCAUCACCCUCUCGCUGGCAGAACCGAUCCAACAAUCUAUGUUUCUCCAGAUCCUCAAGAUUUUUCAAACUUGUAAAUUCAAAAUUAAUAAAUUUGAAUAUUAAUGUUGCUAAAGACCGAAUUAAAGAUAAUAACCCGGUGAGUGCAAACACUUCUCCUACGGAAAGUAAAUGGAAAAACAACACUAUCGAGAUUGCUUGCAAAGACCUUAUUAAGGGUAUGAAACGUCAAGGCCUGGCCACCAUGGUACUGGUGUUAGGUUUAUUACUAAUGAAUGCGACGAUAUGUCGUUGCUACCCUGCAUUGGCUUUAUCUGGCGGUGCAGUGGGAGGAUUUUCUUCUUCUUCUUCUUCCCGUUCCUCAUCCUCAUCGUCUUGGUCGUCAAUUUGAUCGCAGCUCAUGCUGUGAUUGCAUUGCAACGCAUGCGGUAAGCCACUGAAGUCACCGAAGACGGACAGCACAGUGAUUGUAUUCUUCUUGUGUUUCCUCUUUAUGUUAAUCCCCUUGCCUCUAAUUUAUCCACGGAAUCGUCGGAGAGAAGGAGAAGGAGAAGGAGAAGAAGAUAAAAGAAGAAAGAUUUCUUUUCUCAAGCUUCAGGUCGGAUUGUUUGGUGCUCUGCAAUCACUGCAACAAGAUCUCGAUCACAUUGCUGAAUUCGUGGAUACAUCCAACUCGUAUGGUUUGGUUCAUAAACUGAAAAGGUUAACAUGGCAAUUGCCUCAGUGGCUGUUGAAAGAAAUUUAGAUGAUGCAGAAGAACGAUUCGUGCAAAUCUUCACCGAAGAAAAACAGAAAUUUGAUGAAGUAUCACUUGUUAAUGUAAAUAAUAUGAAAAUAAAAAGUACAAAAAGUGGGAAUGCAGAUGAUUUAUGUGAUAGAUACAUGGUGAUUACAAUCUUGGUGGCUGCUAGAGUACGCGAAUUACCAACUGUAAAAAGCUGCAGAGACUUAAAGGAAGCUCUCGAAAAGCUUCACUUAUUUCCACCAUGCCAAAUACAAGGUGCCUUAGUGAUGUGGGCUCCGCAAGAGAAAAAUGAUAUAGUAUCCGAACAAGAGUUACGCGAGAAGUAUCCAGACUUGAUACCUUUAAUUUUCCAUAUAUUUGCACUUAUUUUCACUUGAUUCUCUCAAUUCAUGAUUCUGUCAGUUUUUUUUUUAUAUAGUAAUCUCUUUAGUGGUUCACUUCAUCAUAUGCAUUCUUAAUAUUUACUUUUCUCAAGUUAAUAAAUAUAUCUAACUUGCAUGCAUUUUUUGUUGUUAUUCUAUUAAUUCUCGAAUUACCUCAGACUUUGUGUUUGGCUAAUGAAACAUAGAAAGUUAUGUUUAAAAAUCUUAUGGUACGUUGUAUUUUGAUUUUCUUCAUCAAACACGCUGAUGCUCUAGGUCGCAUUUUUCUUCUUCUACUAGCUUAAUGAACUAUGUCUUUCUCGUGUACAGUAACGAAUAUACUUUUGCAUCUUCACUAGAGCUUAAAAGGGAUAUAUUUUUCUUAACCUUUUUUAUUUCUUAUCUUCCAAUUGAACGAAAACCUACAGUCAUCACUAAUCCCAAACAAACACAUAGCUCCAACAGCUACGGUCUUCAUUUACCCUUGCAUAAGCUUAUAUUUCAAAAACAUGGACUUGUAUAAAUCAAUUUGUAACUAUAUGUGUUUGUAGAGAAAGAGAAUGUUAUCCCCUGGCUAUCAUGUUUAUUUUCUUGCUGAUUCUCUUUGUUGAAGCUUGCAACUCAUACAUGUGAACCAUUUGAUUGCCUUCUUGAAUAUGUAUGUGUAAUUGCCACAA